Micromonas pusilla CCMP1545 is the source of this 652-nucleotide messenger RNA. RefSeq lists its product as uncharacterized. NCBI's taxonomy places the organism in Eukaryota, Viridiplantae, Chlorophyta, Mamiellophyceae, Mamiellales, Mamiellaceae. Gene Ontology annotation, cellular component: core mediator complex; mediator complex. Bases 11 to 595 code for a protein of 194 amino acids. The record is from RefSeq and is a predicted model, not a curated record. The transcript has 2 exons. Gene Ontology annotation, biological process: regulation of transcription by RNA polymerase II. Gene Ontology annotation, molecular function: transcription coregulator activity.
CGGCGCGGUCAUGUCGUCGACGUACCCCCCACCCCCGGGGUUCUACAAGCUCUACGCCCCUGACGCGACGACGCCGCCUCCGCCGCCACCGGCGCCGGUCGUGGGCGAGUACGUCGUCUACGGCGAGCGUCACUCGACGGUCAUCUCGGACCCGCCGUUCGAGCAGAGCAAGCUGUAUCUCAGCGAGGGCGAGGGCGUGGACCUGCGCGAGGAGCUCAAGCGAUUGAACGCGGAGACGCUCGCGCGAUUCGUCGCGCUCGUCGACGCGACGCGCGCGGCGCCGUCGACGUACGCGCGUCGCGUCGAAGAGAUCACGCUGCUCCUGAACAACAUGCAUCAUCUGCUCAACUCGAUACGGCCGUCGCAGGCGCGGAGCACGCUGGAGCACGUGCUGUCGGAGCAGGUGCGGGAGAAGCGGGCGGCGCUCGCGAAGUUGCGCGCGGACGCGGCGGCGGCGGAGGCGACGAUGGGAAACCCGCCGAACGACGCGCUGCGAGCGACGGUGCGGCGCGCGAUCGACGGCGCGACGCGCGAGGAGACGGAGGAUAAGGAGGAGGAGGAGGAGAGAGAAAAAGCGAUGGACGUCGACGGGUGAUGGAUGCGUCGUCCUACCCCGCUACCUUCUUUUACAUAGAAAUACUACCGCUUAGUU